Salvelinus fontinalis (brook trout) is the source of this 3687-nucleotide messenger RNA. RefSeq names its product sphingomyelin synthase 1b (gene sgms1b). Gene Ontology annotation, cellular component: endoplasmic reticulum membrane; Golgi membrane. Gene Ontology annotation, biological process: sphingomyelin biosynthetic process; ceramide biosynthetic process. Gene Ontology annotation, molecular function: ceramide cholinephosphotransferase activity; sphingomyelin synthase activity; protein binding. The record is from RefSeq and is a predicted model, not a curated record. The coding region runs from base 587 to 1816 and encodes 409 amino acids. NCBI's taxonomy places the organism in Eukaryota, Metazoa, Chordata, Actinopteri, Salmoniformes, Salmonidae. The transcript is spliced from 6 exons.
GCGCCACUCGGGAACCCCCUCUUAGGUUGGGGACGUCCCAAGGAUACCGGGUAGCAGUAACUAGAAUUACGUCAAAAGACGUACUUAUUUUUUCUGAAGAAAUGGCUCCGAUGGGCGUUUGAUCCUUUUGCUAAUGUAAAGCACAUGAGGUGAAAGAGAGAACCGAUUUGUAAAUACAGUUGCCACACCCUGUAAGCACACCCUCCCGAGUUCUUCGAAUGGCUAGCAUGGAAGUUACCUCUCCCGCGCUUAACAUAAAGUUGCCUCAAUUUGCCUAUUUGUUCAUUUCUUACCAGGAAUAGUAUAGCGUAACUAUUUUCGUAUCGGGGUUCAUUCGGCAACAUAGACACAGUAGCAACAAGUACAAAAAGUCACUGCAUCGAACAGCUGAAAAUUCAAUCCCACCUUGGUGGGUUAACCUCUAGAUAGACCUGACUGGAUACUCCAUUUGUCAGCAGCACCCAAUGUGCUUGCCACAUGAUAUGUGACUUCAGGAGGGCUCAGGAUUUGUUAGUCGUGAACACCUCUGGACUCCCCCUCCAUUGUUUCUCCCUCUGUUUGCAACGCGUACGGCACAGGGUCUGACAUGAAGAAAGUGGUCCAUUGGUCAACGAAGGACGUGCUCCUGUGGCUGACUGAUGUGGGAAUGCAGGAAUACUCAGAGGCCUUACGCCACCUGAACGGCAAGGGCCUCCUGCAGCUCUCUAAAGCGGACUUCCAGAUGGCUCCUCUGGCCCUUGUCACCUUGGAUGGAGGCAGAAAGCUCCUGGACAAGAUGGAGACUCUCAGGAUAGAGCACCACAUUGAAACCUAUAAAAACGGGCAUGCCAACGGACACGCCAUCUUGGCCGUCAACAGUGAGGUUAAUGGGAACAAGCCCAAGAGGAACGGUGUGGUCAACGAGUUCCACAAGGAGCGGAUCCAGAUCCCCAUGCCUGAGAUCACCCGCUCUCCGUUUCCUGAGGAGUGGGGGAAGACGGGCGUGGCUUUUGUUUAUGCCAUGAUCUGCUUCAUCUUCACCACCAUUAUGAUCUCCGUGGUCCACGAACGUGUGCCUGCCAAGGAGGCCACUCCACCCCUGCCAGACAAGUUCUUUGACUUUUUCGGGCGAGUAGACUGGGCUUUUUCUAUAUGCGAAAUCAACGGCAUGCUACUGGUCGUCCUGUGGCUUCUACAGUGGGCACUGUUAAAAUAUAGGUCCAUCGUUGGUCGGCGGUUCUUCUUCAUCGUUGGCACACUCUACCUCUACAGGUGUAUCACCAUGUACAUCACCACACUCCCCGUGCCAGGGAUGCAUUUCAAGUGUUCUCCUAAGCUGUUUGGUGACUGGGCGUCCCAAAUGAGCCGAGUGAUGAAGAUGAUUGCAGGAGGAGGCAUGACCAUCACUGGCUCCCACCACAUGUGUGGGGACUACCUUUACAGUGGCCACACAGUCAUGCUGACACUCACCUAUCUCUUCAUUAAAGAGUAUUCCCCCAAAAAAUUAUGGUGGUACCACUGGAUCUGCUGGCUGCUCUGUGCUGUGGGACUCUUCUGCAUUCUCCUGGCUCAUGACCACUACUCUAUAGACGUGGCGGUGGCUUACUUCAUCACCACACGCCUAUUCUGGUGGUACCACACCAUGGCCAACCAGCAAGCGCUAAAGGAAUCAUCGCAGAGCAACUUUUUCUCAAGGGUGUGGUGGUACCGAUUUUUCCAGUACCUGGAACAGAAUGUCACCGGCAUCGUCCCUCGGAACUACCAGAUGCCGCUGUCAUGGCGAUCGGCCCAGUGGAGUCAAGUGAAGUACAGCCGGAUCGACACUGUGUGCCCGUGAGAGGAGGAAUUGACACCCCCCUCCCCCCCCCUAGAAGGACAUGGUGUAGGACUCUUAACUACACUCCUAAAAGUGCCAUAUCUAAUCACAAGAAGAUGCCCUAUCAGUCAAGCUCUGUAGCUGUUCCAUUUCCCUUUUGUGUUCUCCUGUAACACACUCUCCAGUCCAACUGGCUAGCACUGUGACCAACCAUCGCUUCAGCCAAAACAUUUCACAUUGGAAAACAGUCUAUCAUCUAAUCUGAAAGCUAUAAGGGUUUCCAGUGAGUGGAUCACAAGCAUUUUCUUUGUCAGGUCCAGAUCUAGUUCAGUUAACAAUAGGACAUGUAACUAUAUAUGUCAACACCAAUAUCUCUCUCUGUAAUUGUUACAGAUACUCUGUUGCUGAAAUUGAACGAAACAAUCAUGUUUGUCACGGCAAUUGGGCUGUUCCAAAUGUUUAGUCUUUCAUGCUCAACUGUUUUACCAAGUUUUGGUUCAAAAGACGUGCUGUAGCAUUGAGAACUGACCUGUCAUGAAGCAGGAGGCGCUUUUUGUAGUGCAAACCAUUUCCCAAGUAUAUAAACAACGUGGUCUCAGAGCAUUUCGUAUUAUUCUGUAUGUAAAUCCAAGACACUCCAUUUAGUAUGCUAUUUUACGUUUCAUAUGGUGCGCAUUUUUUUGUGGAUGUUCGUUAUCCAUUUCGUAUUAUGUUACGAAUUACAAUUCGUAUGAUAUGAUACAAAUUACAUUUCGUAUGAUAUGUUACAAAUUGCAAUUCGUACAAUAUGUUACGAAUUUCAAUUCGUAUAAUAUGUUACGAAUUCCAAUUAGUUGUGGAUAACGUUAGCCAAGUGGCAAGGUUGCUAACGCUACAGUUAGCUAGCUGGCUAACCUUAACUAGGCUAGGGGUUAAGAUUUGGGGUAGGGUUAGGAGUUAGGUUAACGUGUUAGGGGAAAGGUUAGCUAACAUGCUAAGUAAUUGCAAAGUAGCUAAAAGUAGUAAGUACUUGCAAAGUUGCUAAUUAGCUAGAAUGCUAAAGUUGUCCGUGAUGAGACUAAAACACGCAAUGCUAGAUGUUCACGUUAAAAGCCCAUCCAUCCACCCCGACCAAGCACCCUCCUUUCAUUUUUCCUUAACUAACCACUAAUUUCCGUGUCCCAGAUUUACAUUUACUAUGUUACGUCUAGUCUAUGAGACUAGUCUGAUAUAACAGAUUUAUUUUUCAAAUUAAUGCUUUAGAUUUCUACAGUUGGGAGACAAAAAAGAGUGAAAAGGAGAUAAGAAUUAGUAACAAUGUUCCUCAGUGCCUUUCUUGUUAUGAUUGUAUAGUAAGUGUAGCAGUGUCCUCACUAAUGUAUUCAUGUUGAAUUGAAUGACCGUUUUAAAGUUAUACAUCAGUGUUUAGACUGGAACAGAUAGGACGAUACUUGAAUUAUCCUGAUGCUGAUCACCGAUAUAGCACGCACACACUUGAACAAUUAUGACUCCAUUACAUUUUCUCCUUGUUUCUGAAUGUAAAGAAUCCUGUAAUUCUUUGAAUCCAUUCAGUGUCUUUCCAAGGCAAUCAUGUUUGAAAAAAAAAAUUCGGACUCUUAUUUUCUAUUGAUUUAUUUAUUACAUUGAUUAUUGCUUGUGUUUUUCUCUGUUAGGGGAAUAUUAGACUAUGUCAUGUAAUUUCUUGCCUAUUAUGCCAAAUAGCUGCAUUGUGUGGGCUGUCCUUUGACCAAAUUGUAGGUCAGUGUGAUGGAGAGAGAGGUUAACACAGUGAGGUUUUAUUGAGGGGUCAUGACAAUGUCUCUGCUUACUGAUGAAGACUGACCCAAAUGCCCCUCUCCUCAAAUGAAAUGUAUACCUCAGAACUGUCCUGUUAACCACCCAAUGAGAAGAGC